This is a messenger RNA of Ficedula albicollis (Collared flycatcher), 2455 nucleotides long. Its product is annotated as cytochrome P450 1B1. Bases 282 to 1940 code for a protein of 552 amino acids. The transcript has 4 exons. NCBI's taxonomy places the organism in Eukaryota, Metazoa, Chordata, Aves, Passeriformes, Muscicapidae. Gene Ontology annotation, biological process: hormone biosynthetic process; progesterone metabolic process. Gene Ontology annotation, molecular function: steroid 17-alpha-monooxygenase activity; heme binding; iron ion binding. The record is from RefSeq and is a predicted model, not a curated record.
CGCUCCCGGCCCGCGGGGCUGCUCGGGGCAGGUGGCUGCCUUGGGGCGAGCUCCGAAGGGUUAAAGAGCUGGGAAGGUGAUAACUGCGCUGGGAUCGGGCGCAACUGGCAUUUGCCUGCACAUGACCUGCCAAGCUCCGGGUGACAGGUACCGGAGCUCCUAAUGAGUUUCCCAAAGGCUUGGAUCUGAACGCCGCCGUCGCCGCUCUCCUCGGAGCCGCGGCUGUCCAUUACAGCUGCCGCCGGCUGCACAGCUCUUCUCCAUCCUGCCCAAGGUCUCGGAUGGAAGCAGAGUGCAACAGCAUGGCCCUCGAGAGGCUCGGGGAAGCGCUCCGCGGCAUUCCCCCGUUGCAAAGCUCCCUCCUGCUCCUCCUCUGCCUGCUCGCCGCCAUCCACCUGGGCAAACUCGUCCUGCAGCACCAGCAGCGCCGGCGGCAGGGCCAGCGCCGGGAGCCGCCGGGCCCUUUCCCCUGGCCCCUGAUCGGCAACGCUGCGCAGCUGGGCAGCGCCCCGCAUCUCUCCUUCGCCCGGCUGGCCAGCACCUACGGCGCCGUGUUCCAGCUGCGCCUGGGGCGCUGGCCCGUGGUGGUGCUGAACGGGGAGCGCGCCAUGGGGGCCGCCUUCGCCGGCCGCCCGCCCUUCCCGUCCUUCCAGCUGGUGUCGGGCGGGCUCAGCCUGGCCUUCGGCGGGUACUCGGAGCUCUGGAAGCUGCACCGGCGGGCGGCGCACGCCACGGUGCGCGCCUUCUCCACGGGCAGCCCCGCCACCCGCCGCCUGCUGGAGCGGCACCUGGUGGGCGAGGCGCGGGCGCUGGUGGCGCUGCUGGUGCGCGGCAGCGCCGGCGGCGCCUUCCUCGACCCCACGCGCGUCCUGGUGGUGGCCGUGGCCAACGUGAUGAGCGCCCUGUGCUUCGGCCGCCGCUACAGCCACGGCGACGGCGAGUUCCUGCGCAUCGUGGGGCGCAACGAGCAGUUCGGGCGGGCGGUGGGCGCCGGCAGCCUGGUGGAUGCGCUGCCCUGGCUCCAGCGCUUCCCCAGCCCCAUCCGCGCCGCCUACCGCGCCUUCCGCGACCUCAACCGCGACUUCUACGGCUUCGUCCGCGGCAAGUUCCUGCAGCACCAGCGCAGCCUGCGCCCCGGGGCUGCCCCCCGCGACAUGAUGGACGCAUUCAUCCGCCUGCAGCGGGAGCAGCCGCGGCUGCAGCUGGAGCACCGGGAGCAGCCGCGGCUGCAGCUGGAGCACGUGCCCGCCACCGUCACAGACAUCUUCGGCGCCAGCCAGGACACCCUCUCCACCGCCCUGCAGUGGCUCCUCAUCUUCCUCAUCAGGUAUCCGAAAGUGCAGGCUAAAAUGCAGGAAGAAGUGGAUAGGAUUGUUGGAAGAGACCGUCUGCCGUGCGCUGAAGAUCAACCUCACCUGCCCUACAUCAUGGCUUUCCUGUAUGAAUCCAUGCGUUUCAGCAGCUUUGUGCCUGUGACCAUCCCACACGCCACCACAACCAACACCUUCAUCAUGGGCUACCUCAUUCCCAAGGACACUGUCAUCUUUGUAAAUCAGUGGUCAGUGAAUCAUGACCCAGCAAAAUGGUCCAACCCGGAGGAUUUUGAUCCAACAAGAUUCCUGGAUGAGAAUGGGUUCAUCAAUAAAGAUCUUACUAGCAGCGUGAUGAUUUUCUCGCUGGGAAAGCGUCGCUGUAUUGGAGAGGAGUUAUCCAAGGUGCAGCUCUUUCUCUUUACCUCCAUAUUGGUGCAUCAGUGCAAUUUUACUGCUAAUCCAAACGAGGACCCUAAAAUGGACUUUACCUAUGGGUUGACCAUUAAACCUAAGCCGUUCACCUUGAAUGUUACACUUAGGGAUACGAUGGAUUUGCUCGAUCAGGCUGUCCAAAGACUGCAAGCAGAGAAAGCAGCCAGUGAAAGUCAGAUGUCAGCAAAUGCCUAAGCAAUAAACCUUGCAUCUACAGAUAAUCCCCCUCUCUCUUUUUAGACUUCUGUCACUCAUAGAUUAUUCUGGAGAUAUUUUUGGUAUAUAGCCAAUAUUACAUGUUAUAAAAGCAUGAAGAAAAGUUGCACAAGGUAUAAUCCAGUCAUCUUUUUAAUUCUAGAAGCAGAGCCAGGGGAACAAUAUAUUAAAUGAUAAAACAUAUGCAAUUUGAAAGUAAGCCUUUUCUUUUCUAGCUUGUUCACAGAAGUUGUCAUUGAAAGUGCUUUUUAUCUACUGACUGGUUGGAGCAUCUCCAGGCACUGUCUCUAUAAUCCUUUCCAUGUCUCCACGCACUAUGCCUUAACUCUAAGUUUGCCUUCAGUGACUCCACAUUCAGAAGUGAAAUCUCUUGUUAAAAAACAAAAGCAGCUGCUCAGAACACUGCAGCCUGCUUCUGAAUUUACUCUGCUGGAAACUGCCACAAGGUGAUGGCAGCUCUGGUGUUGUGGCUGCUGGGAUGUAAGUUAAUGUCU